CUGUUAGCUGAUAUCUGACCCACUGUGGCGGCCUGGCGUGGGAUUAUACCCCCUAAUGCGAUUUUCCACUUAUGGGAUGGGCAGCGCAUAACACAAGCUCCGUCGGGUAUCGGUGAUCGAUUCUUCUCUCAUUCUAUCCGCGCCGCCGGAAUUCAUCUCAAGGCAUUGUGCAGUGUAUCUCAAUGGACUCGUCCCUAAACACUAGCGGACGCAAAUGGUCUCGAGUUCGAAUGCGAAAGGUCGUUGAUCAGAGUGUCGUCCGAUGUCUCUGCUGACUUGUUCUAGGCAUGUGACCACUGCAGACGGAGCAAGAGCAGAUGCGAAAAGACCGACGGGUCUCCAUCUUGCAUCGCCUGCGAAGCGCGAGGAAUCGCCUGCAUCAUCACACCUCAGACCAUUAGGCAGAUGGGGACACGUCCAUCGCAUGUCUUUCCAAGGACAUCUGAUUCAGAUGCCUCAACCUUCAUCUCCAGCAGGCAGCGGUCCAAGGUUGUAUUGUACGACUGGAUAUAUGGAAACACGCGAUCGAGCGACCUGCUCAAUGAUCCUCGCCUGCUCGCUAAUUUUGCGGAUGACUUUCGACACAAUGUUGAGUUUGCCAUUUCACAACUUGCAAAAGUCGACACAGGUCGCUGCGAAACAGACUUCUUCGCGACGACGAGUCUUCCACAGGAAUUCGCUCCUCUACCGGACGAAGGCGAGCUCUUGCGGAUGAUUGUCGUGUUCUCUGACUCGGUCCACUUGGCAUUCCCUUUGUUUCGCGAAUACAUCGACCAGUGGCUCACUGAGCGAACAUAUAUAGAUCCAUCUAUACGUGAUGACAUACCAGCUUGGGCAUCUCUUAAUAUCGUGCUCGCCAUGGGCUACAAGUCUCAGAUCCUACGGUAUCCGGACACGACAGAAAACAAGAUUAAGUGCGAACGAUAUCUCAAAAAUGCUAUAGACACUAUACCGAGAUUGAUCUUCAAGUCUCCAACAUUAGGCGAUGUGGAAGCUUUACUAGGCAUGGUACUUCUUAUGAGUUGCAGUCUCGAAUACCCAUUAACGUAUGGUCUGCUUGGUGUCGCAAUCCGCAAAGCCAGGACCAUUCGAGCGGAGCAGGCCCAUUCAUUUCGCGUUGGAGGAGUCGUUCAAGAGAGAAGAGCGCGUGUCUUUUGGGUCGCCUACGUUCUUGAUAAGAUGACAUCCUUCAUUCAAGGCCUCGCCCCCUGCGAAGACGACAGCAACUUCGAUGUUGACAUGCCACGGUCCGUCAACGACCAGUCGGGCACAAUAAUCCUCCCCAAUGGAUUCAGGCUCCCCUUCGGCCAACACGUAUGCCAGCUCGCCGUUAUUCGAGGACGCAUCUUUACCAUGCUCUACUCUAGCAAUGCACAUUAUAAGCCGUCAUUAAUAGAAGAUCUCUCGUCGCAGCUACGAGCGUGGCGAAUAUCUGUCCACCCAGAGUGCGAGGCCUCGCUCGACAUUAUGGAGGAGUCUUCGUUCUCUCGACUCUAUAUUGUCCUCCUUCUCCUCACCUAUCAUCACACUGUCAUUACCCUGCACAGAGCAGACUAUCUCGCCCAUGCAGAUACUCCACAACUCCAGGCUGGGCCCCUCGCAGCUUGCACUCGCUCAGCUCGCAAGGCCCUGAGCCUCACUCGCUAUUGUCCCAUCUACGCACCAGUCGCUGUUCGGAGUGUGUUAAUGGCUGUUUUCGCCUCCUUUGUCACUCUGACAAUGCAUAUACUAGACGAGCCCUGGGAUCUAACUUCAAGAACGGAUCUGGCUGCCUUGCAAGAUGCAUUCGGAUUUAUUUCUGACUUGGUACAUUUCAACAGCAACUUGCCCCUCGAGCAGGUAGGUAAGUUGGAUUCGAUGCUGAACAUAUGCCGCUGGCAUCUGGAUUCGGCUGAGCGGGCAAUUCGAUGUAGCCAAGGCGUGGCGUAGAGCUGUGCCUUCACACUUUUUGUCUGGUAUCUAUAUACGUCUUAAUCUUAUCUGUGUAGGCUUGACGUCUAGCAAUCCCAAAGCGUGAUUCAUAUUGAAUAUACGCAUCGUUUCAAUUCGGUUUUCCGAAUAAAGGCAGGUGAACAGGGCUAAUGCCUAUCCACAGGCCGGUCAUGCAAGUACUAGUGCGGAGAUUCCAGGCAGGGGACUGGAUGUACGGAAGCAGUAUGUCCUCAGGGCAGAAUGCCUCAGCUGAUAUCCAGAGGUGUCCAAGAGACAAGGUGCCGUUUUUAUAAUGGCAAGACAGCGCAUUGAUGAGGCUGUGUGAGGCGUCCAAACCAAGAGACUUUGCAUUGGCAAGGAUAGUGUCUAAGAGACUGCCCAAAUUUAUGUUACCAGCCUGGCAAGAUGCUUCGGGCAAAAGCUCUCAUUUAUUUCCUUUCCCC
This is a messenger RNA of Aspergillus calidoustus, 2375 nucleotides long. Lineage: Eukaryota; Fungi; Ascomycota; Eurotiomycetes; Eurotiales; Aspergillaceae. The record is from the annotation of a GenBank genome assembly.